This is a messenger RNA of Calidris pugnax (ruff), 634 nucleotides long. RefSeq names its product urocanate hydratase-like. The record is from RefSeq and is a predicted model, not a curated record. The transcript is spliced from 4 exons. The coding region runs from base 152 to 634 and encodes 160 amino acids. Gene Ontology annotation, molecular function: urocanate hydratase activity. Gene Ontology annotation, biological process: L-histidine catabolic process. Lineage: Eukaryota; Metazoa; Chordata; Aves; Charadriiformes; Scolopacidae.
AGCUAGAGGACAGGCUGUCCUCUUUGAGAUCACCCUGGAGUGGUGGUACACCUCAAUCUCUUAGCACCUUGCUUGCCUGCACCCUUCAUUCCUCGUUUCCUGUACCUCUCCAGUUUGCCUUGUCUUUCCUCCUCACGUUUCUUCAGCAGCUAUGACCAGCCUGAAGGAAAUCUGUCGUGGCCUUCCUCUAUCCCCUUUGCCUGAAAACAGAGGUCGGAGGAAAGGAAUACCCCAUGCACCCGUGAGAACCCCUAAUCUCACUGCUCAGGAGAAAAAGCUGGCUUUGCACAAUGCCUUGCGUUAUUUCCCACCUGAAAUACAAAAGAAGCUGGCACCGGAAUUUGCUGAAGAACUCAGGCUGUACGGCCAUAUCUAUAUGUACAGAUUCUUUCCAGAUAUUGAGAUGAGAGCGUACCCCAUAGGAGACUAUCCCUGCAAGACCAAAUCGGCUGCUGCCAUUAUGUUGAUGAUCAUGAAUAAUCUGGAUCCCUCAGUGGCUCAGUUUCCUCAGGAGCUUGUCACUUAUGGAGGAAAUGGACAGGUCUUCAGCAAUUGGGCACAGGUAGGACAUUGCUGCUUUUGGAACUUGUUUGAUGAAACCAGUUUCACCCUCCCCCACGCACGUUCUGCUUAG